CUGCUCGCAGUGUCGCUAGCGAGAACGUUAGCUCGGUUGUCUUAUUGUACCAACCUGUCCGUCCGACUUUUGCUGCAAAGACUGCACCGAUUUUAUUUUAAAUCGCACAUUUAAAAGGUGGUAGAAGACACAACGAUGUAGUCGUCUACAGGUUGUUUUAGCUUCUCUCUUUGUGUUCAUUUUGUGCGAGUGUGUUCUGUUAUGUUUAAGGUUAAUUUCUGUAUCCAUCGCCGCACCCAUCGUAUUCAUUUUUUAUUUAGGGCUAGCAAGCUAACGGAUGAUUGAAGCUAAUGUUGGGGUUCAGCCUGUCAUCAAGUGCAACGAUAUUUAAAUUAUAAAAAAAAAAAAAAAAAAAACCCAAAUAGGAGUUCGCGAUUGUUUCCUUUUAUUAUAUAUAAGGACUUUUGUCAUGUUCACUUUCAUCUUCACCAUUUUGUAGUAGCUAUAGUAAUCCAACUGACGCACGGUAGUCAUCAUGACAGGUGAUAAGAUACGCACCAUGCGGAAGGAUCAUAAUAAAGCAAAUAAAAAUGAGGCGAUAAUGGACACCUACGAUGAGACCUCCAACGGGACGGUUCCUAAUGGUAAUAAUAACCUCUUCAAGUCUAACAAGGCUUUUCAGAAAUCUGUCAAAUCCUCGGCACUGCAACAGCAGCAGCAGCUGAAUGCGAACAACAUAAACGGCAACGCAUCAGUUGUGGAUGAUGACAACAAAAACCCAAUAAUCCUGACAAGUGAGGAGCUGGAGUUUCCAGUUCAUGAGUGUGUGUUCAAAGGGGAUGUCCGUCGACUCUCCUCUCUCAUCAGGACCCACAGCAUCUCUCAAAAAGACGUGCAUGGGAACACACCUCUUCACCUUGCUGUAAUGCUGGGCCACAAAGAGUGUGCUCUUCUCCUGCUGGCUCACAAUGCCCCCGUCAAGAUCAAGAACGCACAGGGGUGGAGUCCGCUCGCAGAAGCCAUCAGCUACGGCGAUCGGCAGAUGAUUACGGCRAUACUGAGGAAGUUAAAGCAGCAGUCGAGAGAGAAUGUGGAGGAAAAGAGGCCGAAAUUACUGAAAGCUCUCAGGGAGCUUGGUGACUUUUACCUCGAGGUUCAUUGGGACUUUCAGAGCUGGGUGCCGUUGCUGUCCAGGAUGCUGCCGUCUGAUGCUUGCAAAAUCUACAAGCAGGGUAUUAAUAUCAGACUCGACACUACGCUCAUCGACUUCAACGACAUGAAGUGUCAACGCGGAGAUCUGAGCUUCAUUUUUAACGGUGACGCCUCGCCUUCCCAGUCCUUUGUGGUUCUGGACAACGAAGCCAAAGUGUACCAAAGAAUACACCACGAGGAAUCGGAGAUGGAGACCGAAGAGGAAGUGGACAUUCUGAUGAGCAGCGACGUCUACUCCGCAACUCUGUCGACAAAGUCAAUAACUUUCUCUCGGAGUCAGAUUGGCUGGCUCUUCAGAGAGGAUAAAACGGAAAGGGUUGGAAACUUCCUGGCCGACUUCUACGCCGUCAACGGUCUGGUGCUGGAGUCGAGGAAACGGCGGGAGCAUUUAAGCGAAGAAGACAUCAUGAGGAAUAAAGCCAUCAUGGAGAGUUUGAGCAAGGGAGCAUCCGCCGGCAGAAAAUUUAGGCCUGCGAGGAGGCAGUCGCUCACAGCGCCGGCCCCCAACACCAUUUCUUGGGAAGAGUACAUAACGGCAGAGCAUGGAAAGCCGCCUCACCUCGGCCGAGAGCUCGUGUGCAAGGAAAGCAAGAAGAACUUCAAAGCUACAGUAGCCAUGAGCCAGGAUUUUCCUCUAGGCAUCGAGUCGUUACUAAACGUGUUGGAAGUCAUUGCUCCAUUCAAGCACUUCAACAAACUCCGAGAGUUUGUUCAGAUGAAACUUCCUCCGGGGUUUCCAGUCAAACUCGACAUCCCCGUCUUCCCGACGAUCACAGCGACUGUCACCUUUCAGGAGUUCCGCUACGACGAGUUUGACGACUCUAUUUUCUUCAUCCCUGCCGAAUACAAGGAAGAUCCAAGCCGCUUUCCGGACCUCUGACCUGUCAACGCGUCCUGCUUGGGAGAGUGAGAGCAGAACAGAGGACGCUGGUCUGACUCUGAAUCCAUAUUAACUAUUUAUUACUAUAAAAAAAAAAAAAACAAAGGGAAGAAAAUGGGA
Poecilia reticulata (guppy) is the source of this 2152-nucleotide messenger RNA. Its product is annotated as ankyrin repeat domain-containing protein 13C-like. Gene Ontology annotation, biological process: protein retention in ER lumen. The record is from RefSeq and is a predicted model, not a curated record. NCBI's taxonomy places the organism in Eukaryota, Metazoa, Chordata, Actinopteri, Cyprinodontiformes, Poeciliidae. Gene Ontology annotation, molecular function: signaling receptor binding. Gene Ontology annotation, cellular component: cytoplasm.